UCGAACAGAGUCCACCUCAAACAGCAUCAAGUUCAGCAGUCUAUUUUUUAAUCCCGAUAAUAUUUCUGUUGCCUAUUUUUUCAGCUUGCAUGUGUUGAAAGAUUUAAGUCAUUUAAAUCUAUCAUUUUCCUGGAUAGGAAUACCUAAGAAAAGCUCUUCCUGGAGGAAUACUGUCUUCUGUGUUAUAGCCACUGCAUUGUUUUCUUCAGACAGAUUUUUAUUUUGUGAAUGAUGCAUUUUGCAGUUUUGAUCAGUUUGUUUUUUCCACUGGUUGAAGCCAAGUACCACAAUUCAUUUCCGGUUCAUCAGGGGCUCAGUCCACACCAGGAGCAUGGGAAACCCAUCAGCAGACACAGGAACCACUGUGCCUACGUCAUUGAGAAGACGGUGUCCUUCACCGUCCAAGAUGGGGCAGCGCCAUAUGUAAAGGCUGAAUACAACAGGUGUUCCUGGGCCAAAAAAUGUCCAACUCUCUUGUAUCGCCUGCUCUAUAAGCCUAUGUACAAGGUAGCACAUAAAACAGUGACAGAACUGGAGUGGCGCUGUUGUCCUGGGUUCUCUGGUUAUAACUGUAUGGAGGGACAACAGAUUUACCAGCAUCCAGUGAGGAUGAUGCCACCAUUCAACGGUCCACCAAUGAAAGGCCUACAGUUUAGGGGGCCGCAGAAACAAGGGCCCAUGUUCAAUGGUCCAAUGUUCAAGGCUCCACCUAUGAACGGUGCUGUGAAACCCAAUUCCUGGAGUCAUCCGAAACAACCUCCCACCAACAGUUUCAGCUCCUACCCACUGCCUCACUUUGGGCCACCAAAGUCCUCCUCUUACCCUGACACCUCCAAUGAGCCUUACCCACCAGAACCUCAGCCAGUACCAGAAUACCAGGAGCCACACCUUACAGACAGUGACCAAGAGCAUGAGGAAGAAGAUAACCAAAGACCAGAGGAUGUGAUCCCACAGGAAAUCCCAGCUUCACCCUCUGGAGAAGAACAGCCAGAGAGGAAGAUCACAGGCCAAGCUCUGGACGGUGAGACAGAGAAGAGGAUAUUUCGAAUAGAGGAGGACAUUCACCAUCUAAAUCAUGGUCUGGAGACACUCAGGGGAAUGGUGAUAGGACUGGAGAACAGCCUGAGAGCCUCGCUGAGAGAGGAUGCCAGCAGGAUGCUGUCAGCUUUGCUCUCUGCUGCUCCAAGUCCUCUUGGUGCUCAAGCUACAGCAUCUAAUCCACCCUCUAUAGGGUUUGUGGAAAUUCCUGCAAGAGAUCUUGACAUGGAGGGCUUAGACGGCAGCUACAUGUUUCCAGGUCUCACAGAACUGAAUGGAAGGGUAGAAGAGAUGAAGACAGAGCUGCAGGUCAAGGCAGCAGAGAUGCAGGAGCUCAGAGCAACAGUGGAGGGACACAAUGGAGUCCUAAAAAUGAUUUCAAAUGGAGCUGUAUUGCCACCAGACUCCACUGGGAAUACUGGGGGAGGUAUUGAAGGUUUGAUGGAUACUAAACUAAGUGCAGUUAGGCUAGAAAUUCUUGAUGGCCUUGAGGAACGUGUGGAGAGCGCAGAGGGACGCUGCGGGGAGAAGGUUGGGGAUGAGUGCCGCCAGUGCCAGAGUGAUCACUGCAAACAGCAGGAGCAGAUGAGAGACGCUCUGGAAGAAAGUACAUUAAAGCUGAGAACUGAGCUCGGAAACAUCCAGUCACAGGUCCGUGGUUUAACAGACACAGAGAGCUGCUGUGGCAGCAUGAGAGGACUGGCAGAAAGAGUUCAGCAUCUGGAAACAUCUGUGGCAAGUCUCAACUGCUCCCAGGGACACCUAAGAGUGGAGCUUAGUGGUCACAAAGACCACAUAGAGGGAAUGUUGGAGGGCCGUCUUCGAUAUGUUGAAGUCAAGCUCAACCUGACCGGGCAAAAUAAAACUGAUGAUCCUGAAGAGAACAGAGCUGUCCAAGAUGCUGCUGCAACAGGCCAGGGUUUGGAGGCCAGAAUGGAGGGUAAGCUUAGAGACCUAGAGGGCCGCUUACUGACGGCAUUGGAGGAGCUUACCAAUGCCACCGCCCCUGCACUGCUGGAAGGUCAUACUGUUCCAACACUAGAGACGGAGCUGGAAUCCCUCCGAGGGAGACUUGAACUAGAUGUUGACAGAGUGCAAAAACAUCUUAACAACCUGGAGGUUCUCUGCUCCUCUUCUUGUGCCUUGUCACAGAAAUCUGCAACUCAGGGAGACUCUGCUGGGCUGGGUGAAAACCAAGAACUCGACCAGAACAUAAAGGAGGUAUUAGACUUGCAGGGUGACCGUUUGACCAGUCUUAACUUUACACUGCAGAAGAUCUUAAAGACCAUGGCCCUCAGGGAGGGGCAGGGAGACACAGCAAGAGAUCCUCCCAUUCAGGCAGAAUUGAUGGUCCUUAAGUUCAAUGUUCGUUCUGUCAACCACACCCUGAGGAGUCUCCAAGACUCCCUGGGCACGGUGGUCCAUCAGGUGGGAGAGGCCAACAUCUCCUGGCAUGAAAGAGAGGUUCGUCUGGCCAAGCAGAUAAAGGGAGUGGUUCAGCUGGUCGGACAUCAGGCUUCCAUGCUUGGAGCAAGUGAGCGCAGACUGACCCGACUUAAAGGUGAGCUACAAGAGAUGAAGAAGCGUCUGGCUGAGGAGGUAAGAGGAUGCCGGAGCACAGCCAUGGUGGUCAAAAAGGAAGUAACGGAGGUUGGUGGACGUGUUGCCAGUGUGGAGGAUCAGUGUAAAGGCCUGAAUUACCUGGCAGAGGACCUGGAGAGAAUCAGGGAGGAGCUGGAGAAACAAUCCAACAGUCUUCUUCUGCAAGUUAAUGGAACUCUCUCCAGCCAUGCUCAGCAGCUGUAUGAGCUGAAAGACGAGCUAAGAAACUGCACCUCCAGGGCAGAGCCGACAAAGAGCUCAGAGAUGACUGCACAGGUGAAACGAGGGGACACAUUCACUCUAAAUUAGAUCAGUUUGUAGGGAAAGCUGAUUAUUAAGGGGUAAAUAUUCUUCGGCUGAAACCUUUAAGCCUGCACUGAAACAGAAGGGUUUUAGCUAUAUUAUGAUAUGCAGUAGAAAGAAAGAAGGCAGCUAACUGUGAUGGAAAUGAAGACAUACUGAGGUUGAUUCAUCAAGGUGCUAUGACAAAUUAUUUUUUGUGAACAGUUAUGUAGAGUGACUGAAUGAAGGAUGAAAUGUGAGUGUGAAGCUUAUAUGAACAAUCAUUUAAUAAUGUUUCUGUGUUUUUAUUCUGUAUUCUCUCAUGCCAAUAAUAUAAAUGUGCAAGAUAUUUUGUCUGUUUUUAUUGUGUGAAUGUUCUCAAACUGUAUUCUUUUUUAAAAAGUUUUAUUUUUUCAGUUAUGUUUGGUUUAAUUUCAGAGUUUGUCAGUUCUCACAAUGCAAUAAAAA
Girardinichthys multiradiatus is the source of this 3390-nucleotide messenger RNA. It is a transcript of the gene emilin3a, whose product is annotated as elastin microfibril interfacer 3a. Gene Ontology annotation, cellular component: extracellular matrix. The record is from RefSeq and is a predicted model, not a curated record. Gene Ontology annotation, molecular function: protein binding. NCBI's taxonomy places the organism in Eukaryota, Metazoa, Chordata, Actinopteri, Cyprinodontiformes, Goodeidae. The coding region runs from base 229 to 2949 and encodes 906 amino acids. The transcript has 4 exons.